Molecule: messenger RNA, 366 nt
Organism: Sorex araneus (European shrew)
Lineage: Eukaryota; Metazoa; Chordata; Mammalia; Eulipotyphla; Soricidae
Product: C-C motif chemokine 3-like
Exons: 3
Coding region: 49-366 (105 amino acids)
Biological process (GO): G protein-coupled receptor signaling pathway; inflammatory response; cellular response to tumor necrosis factor
Cellular component (GO): extracellular region
Molecular function (GO): CCR chemokine receptor binding; chemokine activity
Source: RefSeq, a predicted model, not a curated record
CUAGCAUCCUGAGACAUCCCAGCCCACCUCUCUCAUCCGCUCAGCAGCAUGCAGGCCCCUGGCGCUGCCCAGAUCAUCCUCCUCUGCACCAUGGUGGCCCUCCUCUGCAGCCAGGUCCUCGCAGCACCCUAUGGCGCUGACACCCCAACAGCCUGCUGCUUCUCCUACGCCUCCAGGCCAGUACAACGCAAAUUUAUAGUCAGCUAUUUCGAGACCAGCAGCCAGUGCUCCAAGCCGGGCAUCAUCUUCCAGACCAAAAAGGGCCGGCAGAUCUGUGCCAACCCCAGUGAGGCCUGGGUCCAGGACCUCAUCAACGCCCUGGAACAGAGUAGCAGCCAGCCUGGAGUCACUGCCAUGUCCAAGUGA